UUCGGCAAUUCUGAUCCCUUAAGCCCUAAACCUGAAAUAAACCUCUCCUGAAAACGCAGUAAACUCUUCUUCUCCUGCUCCUACGCCGAAAGAGAAUGGGAAGGUCGCGAAGAAAAUACAAGCAAUCGAGAACGAAGGUUCGAGUAGGAUUGCCGAAGAAGAACCCUAGGAUUUUCAAGCCUGCGUUUUCUGUUCCUCCUAAGCUAUUACAGUCUGUGGUUGACAGUGACCUAAACCCCGAGUGGGACGACAAAGGCAGCGUUAAUCACAAUUAUAAUUCCUUCGGCGUCGUUUCCAACCCGAACUCGCUCACCAUCAGAAACACUCCACAAAGCGAUUCCCACUCAGAUUCUGGCAGCGAUCUCGAAGAAGACGACUUGAAAUCAGCCUUGGGAAAGAAGCGGAGAGAUGGAAAAACUGCACCUCCUAAACCGUUGACUGCAAUGCAGCGUGUUCAUAUCAGUCGCCUAGUAGAUAAAUAUGGAGAUGAUUAUCAGAGUAUGUUCAUGGAUAUAAAGCUAAACCCCAUGCAGCAUUCACUUGCGACUUUAGAGAAACUAUGCAAGAGGUAUCAUAUGCAUAGUAAUAAGAAUCCUCUGAUUCUGACCAAAUGAAAUAUUUCCCCUCUAGACUAGUAUGACGAUUGCAUACUAAAGGGUGUAAGUUGUAAUUUUGAUCCAUGGACGUGGAAAUGAUUGGAUUAUUAUGUCUCGAAAUCGGCUGAAAUUUUGCUGAUACUGUGGAUGUAUUUUUCAUCUUUUGCAUUUAUUCUUUAACACUUCGAGACUUAAACGAGUAAGAUCAUUAGGAAAUGUUGUUAAUGCUUUGAAAUUUACAC
This is a messenger RNA of Gastrolobium bilobum, 838 nucleotides long. Its product is annotated as nucleolar protein 16. NCBI's taxonomy places the organism in Eukaryota, Viridiplantae, Streptophyta, Magnoliopsida, Fabales, Fabaceae. Gene Ontology annotation, biological process: ribosomal large subunit biogenesis. Bases 96 to 614 code for a protein of 172 amino acids. The record is from RefSeq and is a predicted model, not a curated record. The transcript has 3 exons. Gene Ontology annotation, cellular component: nucleolus.